GCCACCUCCAAAGGAUAAUUAUAAUCCCAAGGACUUUCUACCACAACAACCGCCACCUUGACCCCAAAGAAAUGGCACCAAAACUAUCAUUGUCUGGACAAAUAAAAUGAAGCCACCUUCACAUGCAUUCCUUCAUUUGCACACAACCUAUGCCAUUGACUCCUCUCAUCAAAUUUGGCCCAAAAUACAUGUAAAACACUUAUUCACCUCUUUCCCUAUGCACAUAAUUUACCCCUUUUUCUUUUGUCUUCCAACAGCUUAGCAAAGGAAAUAAUGGUUUCUUGAAGAUAUGGUAACCUAAAUCAAAAUAUUAUAAGCUUCUUCAUACCAUACUGUUCAUCAAUAUUUGAACCCAUUAAAGGGUUUCAAAAACUAAGAGUAAUUUCAAACUUUCUUCAUUUAAAGAACUAAAAUUCCCCAAAUUCCCAUUAUGAUGAUAGUGGAAAGUACUUAGCUCAAAGUAUUAGGUAAAAAGUAUUUGUUAAGUUAUCCCCCACACCACCAAAAUUGUUUGAAUUAAGACCAAACUUCACUGACUCUAUUAACCAACAACUCCCCCUUCUUCCCCAUUAUAUAUAUGCAAAGCCUUCAAUCCUCUGUUUCCAUCCUCAGAUCUCUGCCUUGCCCCCUCUGUUCUACUUGUUAAAUUUGUUACCUUCUAAUGGCGAGCUUCCAUGGUGGACUUGUUUGCCUCCUGGUUCUUGGGUUCUGCAUGGUGCACCCGACCUCGGCUACUGUUUAUACUGUCGGAGACACUUCUGGUUGGUCUCUCGGUGUUGAUUAUGGCACGUGGGCUUCUGCGAAGAACUUUGUCGUCGGCGACAAACUUGCGUUCAACUAUGCCGGAGGCCACACGGUGGACGAAGUUAGUGCCAGUGACUACAAAGCAUGCUCGGCUGGAAGCUCCAUAACUUCCGACAGUUCAGGCUCCACCACCAUCACCUUAAAAACCGCCGGGACUCACUACUUCAUUUGCAGCUCCAUGGGGCAUUGCGAUGGCGGCAUGAAACUCUCCGUCACAGUCGCUGCUGCCGGAGGAUCGUCCACUUCUCCGUCGUCAGGGGGCGGCAGCUCCACCACUCCGACGUCCCCAGCAAGCGACACCCCUUCCGUCACCGGAACCACGCCGACGACGAAGCUUCCAGCUGGUUCCUCGAAUUCAGGGUCGUCUCUUUCCCCCAAAUUCUACGCGAUUUUGGUAGGUUCAUUGGUGUUGGCUGUGGGUUAUUAAGAAAUUGAGAUUAUAUGCGUAAAUGUUUCUGAGAUUUGAGAUCGGCGUUGGUUUGAAUGUUGCCGGUUACCGUUGGUCUAUUUUCCACAUACUUAAUUAGUAAAUUAAUUUUGCAUUUUAAAGCUAA
Cucurbita pepo subsp. pepo (vegetable marrow) is the source of this 1358-nucleotide messenger RNA. The record is from RefSeq and is a predicted model, not a curated record. NCBI's taxonomy places the organism in Eukaryota, Viridiplantae, Streptophyta, Magnoliopsida, Cucurbitales, Cucurbitaceae.